Kalmanozyma brasiliensis GHG001 is the source of this 1080-nucleotide messenger RNA. Its product is annotated as Six-bladed beta-propeller, TolB-like protein. Bases 1 to 1080 code for a protein of 359 amino acids. Lineage: Eukaryota; Fungi; Basidiomycota; Ustilaginomycetes; Ustilaginales. The record is from RefSeq and is a predicted model, not a curated record. The transcript has a single exon.
AUGAAGCUGAGCAUCACCACCGCCCUCGUCGCGCUUGCAGCCAUCUCCUCGACCUGCGUCACCGCCCACCCUUCCCCCAUCACCCUCGAAACCCGUGCCCCUCCUCCGGACACCAUCAACAUCAACGUCAAGAACCUCUAUCCCGAGGACUGCAUCUUUGACAAGGCACGCAACCUGUUCUACCAGUCCAACCUGUGGAAGGGUCGUGUGUCGGUGUGGAACGUUGCCACGCGCAGCAACUACAAUCUUCUCAUCCCUGGCGUGUCGAGCAGUGGGGAUGGGGAUCAGCAGAUGGCGGGUCUAUCCAUCAAUUCUGCUGGAGACAAGCUGUUUGCUGUUGCCAAGAACUCGGCUGCUUUCCGCUUCGGGAGUGGGCAGCGACCCGAGGGAGCCGAGAGCUUCCAUCGCUUCAACCUUCCGGCUAGCUCCUCAUCGUCUCCUGUAUGGAGUGUCAGUCUUUCAGGGGUCAAGUCAGCGUUUAGGUCCAGAACGGGGACGUUACCUUUUGGACCCGUGGCAAGCGCCCAGGAUAACGCGGACAACUCGUACGUCGUCUUUGCGCUUGGCAUGCCUGCCAUUGCGCGCGUCUCGCCCGAUGGAAAGACGAUUACGCCGUGGUACUCCGAGAAGUCCAACGGCUCCCAACGCCCGGGUUACACAGGCGUAGCCUUCAUCCCCGAGGACAACAUGCUCGUUGCCUUUGGCGGCCCUCGACCACUCACCGCGUUCGACCUUUCCUCCCCCAACCCCACCGGCAUCCCUGUUCGCCUCACAGGCGCCAACUUCGGCAGCACCGACGGCAGCGAAAAGAUCCACACUGUCCAAAUUGCCGGCAAGAGCAAUUUGUUUGCGGCUAAAGCUCCCAAUACGUAUCGCUUCCAGAGCAGCGACAGGUGGAGAAGCGCAACUGUCCGCAGCGCAACAAGGGACGAGUUCAAGACCAACUCCCUAACGGUCGUCACCGAGGCCAGCUUCAACGGCAAGACCCAGGUGUACGGCGGUGGGGCUUACUUUGGUGAAGGUGCCAAGGGCGGCAGGACCACGUUCCCGUUGUACAGGAUCUACGGUCUGCUCAACUAG